Messenger RNA from Fragaria vesca subsp. vesca, 1167 nucleotides. Its product is annotated as probable glutathione S-transferase-like. Gene Ontology annotation, biological process: glutathione metabolic process. Gene Ontology annotation, cellular component: cytoplasm. NCBI's taxonomy places the organism in Eukaryota, Viridiplantae, Streptophyta, Magnoliopsida, Rosales, Rosaceae. Gene Ontology annotation, molecular function: glutathione transferase activity. The record is from RefSeq and is a predicted model, not a curated record. The transcript is spliced from 2 exons. Bases 69 to 728 code for a protein of 219 amino acids.
GCUCAUCAGUCUUCCAGUUAACUAGCAAUACCUCCAAGCUAGCUCGAAGAACUUUGUGAACAGUUUCCAUGGCGGACGAGGUUGUUCUAUUGGACUUGUAUGUGAGCAUGUUUGGGAUGAGGGUCAGGGUAGCUCUGGCCGAGAAGGGAAUCAAGUAUGAGUACAGUGAACAAGACCUGAGGAACAAGAGCGAACUGCUUCUUAAGAUGAACCCGGUCCACAAGAAGAUCCCUGUUCUCAUCCAUAAUGGCAAACCCGUCUGUGAAUCCCUCAUCAUUGUGCAGUAUAUUGAUGAGGUAUGGAAGGAUAAGGCUCCUCUGCUUCCCUCUGAUCCUUACCAGAGAGCCCAGGCCAGAUUCUGGGCCGAUUUUAUUGAUAAGAAGUUAUAUGAUGCAGGGAGGAAGAUAUGGACUACGAAAGGAGAGGAGCAGGAGGCAGCAAAGAAGGAAUUUAUUGAUAUCCUGAAGGUGUUGGAAGGAGAACUUGGAGACAAGCCUUACUUUAUGGGUGAGAGAUUUGGGUUCCUGGACAUUGCUCUUAUCACAUUCUACAGCUGGUUUCAUGCUUACGAGACACUUGGAAGCUUCAGCAUAGAGGCCGAGUGCCCAAAGCUGAUUUCAUGGGCCAAGAGAUGCAUGCAGAAGGAGAGUGUUUCCAAAUCUCUUGCUGACCCGAAAAAGGUGUGUGAAUUUCUUGUUGAGAUGAAGAAGAGGCUUGGUGUGGAAUAGUGGAAUAAGAAAGUCCUGAAAUGAACUUAUUCGUUGUCCUAGUCUUCAAACUUAUCUGGCGAGGUAUUCUGGUGAGAGAUACUAUGGUAAUGUGUACUGAUUGUUAUGACUUAUGAGUCGUAUGGACGAGUAAUUAUGUAUCCUAACAAUAACGCAGACACUUUGAUGUGUCUGCCCAUUGUUGAUAUAUAAAAGGAUUAUGUGCUAAAUAGUUUGCAGAUUAAGAAUUUUCUCUCAAGAAGAGGUGUGUAUUUCGGUCUUUGAUUCUGCUGCAGCUCCUCCAUCAAGCCUGUGAUCAUGUUUGGUGCUCUGCUGCUUUCUUCUGUUUCAUGUCUCUUUCGUGUUUGUUGUAGCAUCUUUGUCUCUUGUUGUAGCAUCUUUGUCAAAGAGACGAAAUACGGAAAGUAAGCAUUUUAAUUUCGAAAAUCUCAUUUGAUAA